Molecule: messenger RNA, 909 nt
Organism: Striga asiatica
Lineage: Eukaryota; Viridiplantae; Streptophyta; Magnoliopsida; Lamiales; Orobanchaceae
Source: the annotation of a GenBank genome assembly
AUGUCCACCACAAGCCUCUCAUCACACCACAAAAUCCACCGGAGAAACAGCUCCGGCGAGCUCGACGUUUUCGAGGCCGCCCGAUACUUCUCGAUCGGCCACGAACACACGGCCCCUUCUCGGAUGAGCCUCGACAUGCCCAUGAUCAUGCGGGCCGGGCCUCUCGACUUCCCCCACGGCCCGAAUAACGGCCAAACAAAGCACCCAAAAUCCGAAGGCAAUAAUAAGAAUAAGGCCCACAAGCAACCGAGCUCGCCCGGCGGCCGCCUCGCGAGCUUCCUCAACUCCCUAUUCAACCAGACGACGCUCAAGAAGAAGAAACCGAAGCCCGGGAAAGACUUCGACGACGAUAACGGGCUAAGUGGGGCCCGCAGGAAGCGGAGGAGCAGCAUCAGUCACUUUAGGGUUAUCACCAGCAGCGCUGCUAGCAGCACUGCUGGUGAUAAUCCUACUAAUAACAACAAUAGUUAUAGCUAUUAUCGUAAUAAUGGCAUUGUGAAUUCGAAAAAGUCGGGUUUUCGUACGCCUCCGCCUUACGCGGACACGCCUACAAAAUCGUACAAGGCGGUCUCGGUGGUAUCUUCCGAGAAAAAUGGUCCGGAGAAUCGUGCGGAGAAGAAAGGGGAAGAUCGUGGGCCCUGGAUUUUCCAGGAAAAAUCCAGGGUUAUCCAGGAGAAAAAUCGAGAAGCCCUGAAUUUAGGUUUUUUCGAUUGGAAGUCGACGGAGGAGAGAGAAACUGCGAAGUUUGGCGAUGUGGACGACGGAGGGGAGAGCGACUCGAGUUCGGAUUUGUUCGACUUGCCGAGCCAUGAGCUCGAUUUUUACUCGAGUGGCUUGCCGGUUUAUGAAUCGACUCAAAUGGACCGGAUCAAGAUCGGCGUGCCGAUUUCGAGGGCAACCAUUGUAUGA